This is a messenger RNA of Theileria orientalis strain Shintoku, 2514 nucleotides long. Its product is annotated as replication factor C. The record is from RefSeq and is a predicted model, not a curated record. Bases 1 to 2514 code for a protein of 837 amino acids. NCBI's taxonomy places the organism in Eukaryota, Apicomplexa, Aconoidasida, Piroplasmida, Theileriidae. Gene Ontology annotation, molecular function: DNA binding. The transcript is spliced from 9 exons. Gene Ontology annotation, cellular component: nucleus.
AUGGAUGACAACGACACAUUCGAUAUUUUAAACGAAAUAUAUGGAGACGAUUUCUCUGAUGACUUUUCAUUUGAUUUUGUAAACAAGAAUCAGGAUAAAAAAGUGGAUUCUAAACCAGAAUCACAUAAAAAAGAGCCCACUGAAUAUACGUAUGCACAUUCAACAUCAUUUCAAAAACCACUGGAGUUCUACCCACUGAGCCCAUUUCCAAGUUAUGGAUACAGCUGUUUAGAUCUGUUGGACCUGGCGAGAAUAUUCAACCCGUCAGGGAGUGACUAUUUCAACAUAGAUAGGACACAGUAUCAUCAAAUGUGUAGAAAUGACAAGUCUAAACUGUUUAAAUUAAACGAAAAACUGGAAAAUGGAGAGUCGUUUGCAAUUAAAUCCUCCACAUAUUCGACGGUUAACCCACCGGUAUACAUGAAAUACUACAGAAGUAAUGAAUCGGAAUCUGAUUCAGCAGAAUCUAGCUCGUUGAUAUCGGAACCUAUAGACAGGCUAUUCAAGAGAAUAUAUAAAAUGAAGCAUGAUGAGUACGAAGAUGAGGAUGUGUUCACGGGAAGAAUAAUUAAGAAGAGGAAGAAGAAACGAAGAGAAGUUUCGGAGUCAAGAAAGGAGAACUGGGUGACCAAGUACAAACCAGAAUAUUUCUCAGACCUGCUAACGAGAGAAAACGCGAAUCUAGAGUGCUUGAGGUGGCUGUCUAGUUGGAAGUGCUCCUCGAAUUAUUUGAGUAAAUACAAGGAGCCAGAAAAUAAGAUCCUGUUAAUAGGAGGUCCGUCAGGAGUGGGAAAAACGUGCCUGGUUCAAGUGCUGGGAAGACACUGCGGAUACAACAUCGUGGAAAUUAACUCAAGCGACGAUAGAACGAAGGGAAGAGUGAUACCAAUAAUCAACGGAGUAGUGUCGGCAGGGUCAGUGGACCCGAAAAGACCGAACCUGUGCUUAUUAGAAGACGUAGAUACACUGCACGGCCAGGAGCUGUCAAUAAUAACACACCUGAAGCAGAUAAACAGUAAAAAGGGGCCAAAGGGGAACUUCAUUAAGAGGCCAAUAAUAUGCACGUGCACGGACGUAUACGCAAGGAACCUGAAGGAGUUGAGAGAAAUAUCGAAGGUAGUGAUGAUAGAAUCGUGUGAUAAUGUGCUACUGAAGUCGAGGCUGGAGUCAAUAAUGGAGGAGGAAGGAGUGUUCAUACCGGAGGAGUACCUGAAGGAAAUACAGGAAACGUACAAGGAUGAUAUAAGAUCGUGCCUGACAGUACUAGAAUUCAUAUCCAAUUACUCAGGAAAGCACGGCAGCUUCUCAAUAUCGGAUCUGACGAAGGACACGAACGAGGGGGUCGAAAAGUUACUGAAAACAGUGUUCAACAACGACAUUGCAAGUAAGGAGAAGAUGGAAACGCUGCUGCUGUCAACAACAAGUUCUAUCGGGUACAACUACGUGGCAUCGGUGAUAGGUGAAAAUGCAACAACGCUGCCAAUGAAAAGACACGACCACCUGUGGAAAAUAGCAAUCUUUGAAGACAUAAUAGCGCAGAGUGACGCAGUGUGUAACACGUACGCAAGUAACCAGCAGUCGAUACAGCUGUUAAAAGUGUGUUGUUCAUUUCUGAACAGAUAUGUGUGCAACAGGACGUUCAUAUCUCACAAGCUCACAUACCCACAAAAAACGAGCUUCUUUGGCUACAAUAUGAAAUAUAACAAGUCAAAGAACAUAAUACACACACUGCAGAAGAGUACAACGCCAAUAAUAGCACAAGGAAUUGUAUCAAGGAAUUUUACACAAGAAACUCUGCCAUUUAUACUCCAGUUCAUGUCAAACGCAAACAGAGCAUUGAACAAUCAAUCAUAUCCAACGUUACUGAGAGUAAUAAAGGGUACGUUGAUAGUAGUAGUGAUACAGAGCCUAGAUGGGUGCUGGGAAGGUUUGUUUCCAUAUGGCUCAACUAAAUUGCCGCUCUCGGUGUAUCCGCUGUUUCACCUGGCACAGAUAGUAGUGUCAUACGGAAUGUCAAUAGUUAACGUAAAUCAUCAUAUGGUAUUUGACCCACCGGUCUUUGAACUGUACCUGAAAACAGACGACCAAGACUACUUUUAUAGAAUACAAGAUAAAUUUUCACAGAUGCUGGUCAACUUCGUGGACUUUUACAGAACGGGAAACAAGAGUCACUUCACAGACGAUAGCCACUUCAAAGGAGCCUCGCACUUUAAAACAAAUAAGUUUACUAACUUAACGGAGGCAGUGAAGUACAUUUACAACGAAGGGUUUGAAGUGUUCAAGAAGCUGAAUGAGACGACAGAGAAGGUGAACAAGGUGAAGUACAACGAAGUAGUGUGCAAAAGAACACACGAACACGUGUUCCCAGUGCUACUGUCGCAAAUAAUACACAAGGAUUCCCUGGAACUGAAAGAGUACUCGAGCAAGAAGAGGAUCAUCAGUAAAACGUUUGGAAACUACAAGUACAAAGAUCAAAACUGCUCAGCAGUCCGCUACAUAAUAAAUCAACUUUAA